Eptesicus fuscus (big brown bat) is the source of this 1608-nucleotide messenger RNA. It is a transcript of the gene YBEY, whose product is annotated as ybeY metalloendoribonuclease. Bases 361 to 903 code for a protein of 180 amino acids. Gene Ontology annotation, biological process: rRNA processing. Lineage: Eukaryota; Metazoa; Chordata; Mammalia; Chiroptera; Vespertilionidae. The transcript has 6 exons. The record is from RefSeq and is a predicted model, not a curated record. Gene Ontology annotation, molecular function: metalloendopeptidase activity.
AGCGGCGGCGGUGGGGCUUCCGGUGCGCGGGGACAAGGGUUGGGUCCGCAGGCUUCGGUCCCCAUACGUACGCGGGUGGCUUCUUCUCUUCGAACUUGGGGGACGUCAGCCCACCCGCGUGCUGCCCGGGGUCAGCGCUGAGCGGUUCCUCGGGAAGCCCUGGAUCCGGCCAGGCACCCCAUUCUACCCUUCCCUCCUCCACUUCCACUGCCCCGACCCCGCUCACCCGCUUGCACUAUCUAAUAACGUCCCUUCCUCUCCACCAGCCUUAAUUUCCUUUGGCUACUGUUAUCCAUUCUGGCUUGCCUGACUCUGGCGUCGUUUUAUAGACCUUCAUUUUUAUAUUUUUCUUAUGGUAAAAUGCUCCUUUACAGACGUUUUUUAAAGUGCCCCCGUUGUCCUCCUGAAAUGAGUCUGGUGCUCAGAAACCUGCAGCGAGCUAUCCCCCUCCGGAGAGUGCCGCUCCGCCAGAGGAUGGAGAUAGUCAGGAGUAUUUUAGGAGUCCAGAAAUUCGACCUGGGGAUCAUCUGUGUUGACAACAAGAGUAUUCAGCACAUCAACAGGAUCUACAGAGAGAAAAAUAUCCCAACUGAUGUGCUUUCUUUUCCAUUUCAUGAGAAUCUGAAAGCAGGUGAAAUUCCCCAGCCUGAUUUUCCAGAUGACUAUAAUCUGGGGGACAUUUUCCUAGGAGUGGAGUAUAUCUUCCAGCAAUGCAAAGAAAAUGAAGAUUACUAUGACAUCCUGACUGUGACUGCCACUCAUGGGCUCUGUCAUCUACUGGGCUUCACACAUAACACAGAGGCCACGUGGCAGAAGAUGUACCAGAAGGAGAAGCAGGUUCUCGAGGAGCUUAGCCGGCGCACGGGGGCCAGGCUCCAGCCCCUGAGCAGGGACCUCUUCUGAUGAGCACAGCCCACGACACAGCCACCCAGGAGGAUGAAACAAGCGGCCUGGGGGCAUAUAUGUGGGAGCAGAUGGUGGAGGGGACAGGCACCUAGCCAGCCAGUCGGGGCCCCCAUCACCUGAACCUGUCAGGUCAGGAUCUUGACCACAACACAGGGAGUUCCAAGAGGUCACGGCGGUAACACAGCCUCUCCGAUCCUUUUCGGCCCUAACAACUAGGGAUGCUGCAAUUCUGAGAACUUGGUUUCCCCUAUGAGUCUAUGUAAGAAACAUGAAAACCAGUGUGUUAGAAACACAUUUCCCACUGGAUUUGUGUCCUGUCUCAGUCUGCACUUCCCCCAGCUCUCGGGGAUUAGGGCUUGAGCCUUUGACAUUCCUGAGUCACCGUUGGCUGCGCAUGGCCCGCUUGUAAUCACAAAGCUCUUGGCUCUGAAAUCCUUUUUAAGAGACUGAAGGGGUCCUGAGACCUGCUGGUCUUGUCCCUCCAUGUGCCUUCAUCAGCACCAGGUACCCCCAAGAGGCUUUCCACGUGACUCCCAUGUGACCCCAUGUGAUUCCCCCUGCUCAGGAGGUGUACUGAACUGAGUGUUUCCAGUUUACCAGAUUCCCCAAAGACAGUGGACUUGUCAGAUGCCUUCCCUCUGUUAAUAACGUGGAGAAAUAAAACCGAAGCCAUGUUAGAAAAAAUUCAUGUGAAAAUAGGAA